AUGAAUGGUAUCAUUCGGAUUGAUUCCCACCAGGGACUCACCAUGACCAUGAAGAAAAAGCCAACGGCAUCACCCACCAAGGGCCAUCACCUCUCCAGAUCAUCCCGGCCAACGCUCAACAACCCUCCAGUCAGCACCCUAGUCAUGCUUCCCUCACUCGUCAGUAAUGCCAUGACCAGCACGGUAGGAUGGGCCAAGGGUGAGACCGACAACCUGUUGGAGCUGGAAUACAAGGAAGAAAUCUUUCAAUACAUGAAGCAAAUGGAGACAAUGGCCGUACCUGAACACAUGGACCUUCAACCCGAACUCACCUGGGACUUGAGGCCGCUCCUGGUCGAUUUCUUGAUCGAGAUACACAACCACUUCAACCUCCAACCCGAGACGCUCUACUUGGCCAUGAACAUGAUGGACCGGUACCUCUCCAAACGCGUCGUCUACAAGAAGCACUACCAACUCGUCGGUAUGACUUCUCUCUGGAUCAGCAGCAAAUACGAGGACUCGAAAGAAAAACUUCCCUCGGUCUCACAACUCUGCAAGCUGUGCAGCAACACCUACGACGAGGCGGCUUUCAUUACGAUGGAGCGACAUAUCCUCAAGACGCUCGAUUACAGUCUAGGACACCCCACCGCAGAGGCCUUUCUGAAGAAGGAUUUGGAGAUGGCGGGGCAGGAAGAUCAGGUCUUGAAGCACGUUGCCCAAUUCUUGAUGGAGCUUACCAUGUUCCAGCGGUGCUUCCUUUCCUUUGGGUCCUCUACCGUCGCUGCCAGCGCCCUCUUCCUUGCACGCAGCAUUUGCCGAAAGCAGAUCGUGGUGCCUAAUGACCCCAACGUGUUUGCAUGCAUCCAAUACCUCGACAACAGCUUGACCAACGUGUCCAAGACCGUGCACGAAAAGUACGCUCGUUCACGUCUGUCACAGGCAAGCAUUGUUGUCAAGGAGUGGGUCGAUAACGGUGGCCGUGCCCUGAUCCAACCCAUCUCCACCACGGAAUGCUCCAAUCCCCUUUGGACUCUCUCCAACAUGCUCUGGCAACCACCAUCGCCUAUCCCUUCAACCUUCCCCACCUCCACCUCCACACAAGGAACUAACCCAGCAGAGUGCCAGACUGGGUACAGUAGCAGCAACAGUAACAACCACACUGGCUACAACGCACAGACUCAGCAGCAGCAAUUAGCACAGCCACAAAAGCAGCCACCAGUUCAGCCACAGCCACAACACCAUCACAACCACCAUCAUGCUCAACAGCAACAGCCACCACAACCACAGCAGCAACAACAGCAGCAGCAGCAGACACACCGCUCGCAACAACCUCACCAGAUGCAUUCUGGUCGCCACCACAGCCAUUCGGCCUCCUCUUCAAUACAUUCCCAGUACGCCCCUCCAAACCAUCAUCACCACCAACAGCAGCAGCAUCACCAAAGGACAGGAUCGAGCGUCUCUGCACACCAUGUUGCCUAUGCAGCGUUGCCACAACAGCCCCAACCAGCCGUCAUUACUCACCAGACGACGUAUGAUAUCCGGCCGGCGGGGUCUGAUUGUGGGGCACGAUGGGUAGACAUCAACGUGGACAUGUAG
Linnemannia hyalina is the source of this 1575-nucleotide messenger RNA. NCBI's taxonomy places the organism in Eukaryota, Fungi, Mortierellomycota, Mortierellomycetes, Mortierellales, Mortierellaceae. The record is from the annotation of a GenBank genome assembly.